Messenger RNA from Cryptotermes secundus, 329 nucleotides. RefSeq names its product cyclin-dependent kinase 6-like. Gene Ontology annotation, molecular function: ATP binding; cyclin binding; cyclin-dependent protein serine/threonine kinase activity. Gene Ontology annotation, cellular component: cyclin-dependent protein kinase holoenzyme complex; cytoplasm; nucleus. The record is from RefSeq and is a predicted model, not a curated record. Lineage: Eukaryota; Metazoa; Arthropoda; Insecta; Blattodea; Kalotermitidae. The transcript has a single exon. The annotation marks the transcript as partial. Gene Ontology annotation, biological process: signal transduction; protein phosphorylation; G1/S transition of mitotic cell cycle.
GAGAUGAUGCAUCAAAUCCUGUGUGGUGUAGACUUCCUCCACACACAUCGAGUCAUUCACAGAGACUUGAAGCCUCAAAAUCUCCUAGUGACAAGUACAGGAAACAUCAAGUUGGCAGACUUUGGCCUUGCAAAAACAUAUGACUUUGAAAUGAGGCUGACAUCAGUUGUCGUCACUUUGUGGUAUCGUUCACCGGAAGUCCUCCUUGGGCUGUCUUAUGCGACACCUGUAGACAUUUGGUCAUGCGGCUGCAUAAUGGCUGAACUGUUCCGGUUGUCUCCACUGUUCAAUGGCAGUUCCGAAGGGGACCAGCUGGAUAGGAUAUUCAG